AUGAUACAUUUUGACGGCCUCGCAGACCGCGUCUCGGUCUUCAGCUCGUCCCUUCGCCUCGAUGCCUUUAGCCCUGUCCCGGUCGACCUCGUCGAGCCGCUCGCCAAGCACGUUCGGCAGCUGUGGCCGCUUCUUUCCCAGUACAUUGCUAUUGGUCUUCUUCACGGCGCGAUCAUAUCACUCGGGUAUCCCUUCUUCGUCGCGUACUUUCGAUUGCCGGGCCAGCACCUCAAUGCGAUCGUUGCGUUGCUGACCGCCGCGUGGGCAGGAAAGCCUGCAUUCCAUCUUCUCGCCAUGUACCAUCCCAUUGUCGGCCGGCACCACAAGCCAUACAUGCUUCUCGGCUGGGCAUGCUGCAGUCUCAGCCUUGGUGUCUUGGCACUGCGCGACCACGGACAACCCUUUGACAUCUAUACGCUGCGCCCGCUCGCGCCGCGACGUCAUUGCAUCAAUCCAGCGGCGAUUGCACAGGGCUCAACGCUGGCGUUGACGCUACUCAUUCCGAGUCUCAGCGCGGCCAUGGUGCACAGCAGCACAGACGCACUCGUCGCUCGGUACAGCGCCAAUUGCAGCGUCAACCAGCGCCACCUCGAUGCCUGCGUCUUUGGUUCCCGGGCACUGGCCAGUGCGACAGCAAGCAUCCUCGUUGGGUGCGGCUUCAAUACGCCAGCGUUUGGCGGCGCCUCGUCGCAGCAUGCACCGAUCGCGCUGCUUUUUGGGCUCCUCGCUGCGGCGAGCGGUAGCCUGUUCGUCCUCUCGUGGUGCUACGUUGUCGACGCGGAAGCGUCACGACGGUGCCUCAAGUCCGACAUGCGUGGUCUUUUGCGCCUUGUGCGCUCCUCGACGGUCCGCCAACACAUUUUGGCCAGCGGCACGGUGCACUUUUUUGGUGCGACGACAAUGGCAUCCACAGCGGCGCCGUACGUAAAGUAUUUCUGGGGCGAGAUUGAAUCGCGGAGCUACGUGCUAUGGCAUGUCGGUAGCAGUGCCGGCGUUGCACUUGUCGUCACUGCCACGGCCGUGUACGGCAUUGGCUGGAGCUAUCGUCGCACUCUGAUCCUGACGACGCUAGCGUCCACGGGCCUUCACGCCCUCGUGCACGGUCUUGCCAUCGCCAAUGUCGUGCGCAACGAGACGUUCUUCCUCACCAUGGCGUUCCUCGAUGUCGUGCCCACCGGUGCCCACAGCAUGCAGCUGGCCUUUCUCACCUUUGAGUUUACGGAUGCGCUGCGCGAGGUUGCAAACGACGAGUCGACCAUCGCGCUCUUUCGCAACCUCUUGACGGCAACCACCAGCGCCGCGAUGGUCUGCGCUGCGGUCGUCGCCAACGUCUCCUGUGCGCUGUUUCUCGUCACGCCAGCACGCAUUGCUACCGACUCGGAUGCAGUACGAAACGACGUGGCCGUGACGUAUGCCUUCACCUACCUGAUGAACGUCGUGCCGACACUUGCUGCAGCGUACGUGUUUCCAUCGCUCGAAGAGCAAGGGUGGCUUGCCACGAGCCGUCGCCUCUCGCGGACCCGCGCUUGCGUUGCUGGCCUCGUCGUUGUGGGUCUCGUCACCGUCGUGAUCGCCAGUCUCGUCAUUUUGCUGCUUACGCUUUGGUACCCCAUGAACGCCGAGGUGGAGGCCGGCGCGGUCUUCUUCGACCCGGACCACUACAUCUGCACCGCCUCGGGCAACAAGAUCAGCCGUGACUCGACGCUCUGCUGCACCAAGAACAUCCUGCUCCGGGGCAAAACCAUCAUCAACGCAUCCACGAUCCUGCGUGGCGACCUUGCCAAGAUCUCGCUCGGGAAGCUCUGCAUCAUCCGCGAGUCUUGCGUGCUCAAGCCGCCGCCCAAGAUCCUUCCCACUGGCAUGCUCUUCAUUCCGCAGACCGUCGGCGACCACGUGUACAUUGGCGAAGGCUCCAUCAUCGAGGCCGCACGCAUUGGAUCGUGUGUGCAGAUUGGGAAGAACUGCGUCAUCGGCAAGCGCGUGAUCAUCCGCGACUGCUGCUACAUUGCCGACAACACGAUCAUCGCGUCGGACGAGAUCAUCCCGCCGUACACGCAUGUGAGUGGCAUUCCAGGUACGUCGACCUACGAGCUGCCGGAAGCGACCCAAGACCUCUGCAUGGCCCAAGUCGCGCGGUACUUUGAGAAUUUCCGCGCUGGCAAACCCAUCGAAUAACUUGAUUUUGCCACCGUAUUAAAGCCACUUUUUGGUCCCGUU
Saprolegnia parasitica CBS 223.65 is the source of this 2217-nucleotide messenger RNA. RefSeq lists its product as hypothetical. The transcript is spliced from 6 exons. The record is from RefSeq and is a predicted model, not a curated record. Lineage: Eukaryota; Oomycota; Saprolegniomycetes; Saprolegniales; Saprolegniaceae. Bases 1 to 2175 code for a protein of 724 amino acids.